Messenger RNA from Rubroshorea leprosula, 2093 nucleotides. The record is from the annotation of a GenBank genome assembly. NCBI's taxonomy places the organism in Eukaryota, Viridiplantae, Streptophyta, Magnoliopsida, Malvales, Dipterocarpaceae.
AAGCUGUGUCUACCUCUCAACCUCUGUCUCUUUCUUCUCGCUACCUUCAAGACUGCAACGCCACCCAACAACCUCCAUUAAAACUGCAUCGGUUUUUUAAAAUUUCAAGAAAUCUCACUCCAUGAAUUCAACUCAUUCUCCCUGAUGCUCCAAAAUCGCUUUGGUUCUUCUUCUUCUUCCUAGCCACAUAAUCACAGGUUUUUUAGCUGUGCAGUUUAAGCUUAUGUUUAUUGUAGAAUAUCGAGCAGUCCUCAAAUUUUUUGGAAGAGGAUUUACUACUUAAUUCAAAUAGGUAUUCAGCAAAACGUUUUGAUUCAAAUACUGAAACCUAAAGAGUGGUGGCUUCAGCAGAUCUGGGUUCUUCUUUGUCAUCGUCACCACCUACGUUAUACUGUGCAUAAUUUAUUACACAUAUGGAGGAAGCAAAUCCAGCAACUUUUUUAACUAUGCUGGAAGAGCCUGCCUCUUCUGUAUCAUCCAACUCUAAUAGUAUUCCCAAACCACCUCCUCUUCCAAGUAAAAGCUACAUAAGGAGUGAACAUCCCAAUAGGCCUCCUGGGUGUAGCUUUGUCGUCAAGGAAACAAAGAAUGUAUGGGAUAAGCUUUUCAAAGAAGGAUAUGGUGCAGAUGUAUAUAUUUUUACAGAAGAUAAAUCAUAUAUCUUGGCUCAUUCCUAUGUUUUGGGUGCUGCAUCACCAGUCCUGGGUGAUGUUAUCCAACAAUCAAAAGUUAAGUGUGGCAUGAGAUACAUCAGGAUUCCUGGGGUACCUUAUGGAGCUGUCAAUGCAUUUGUUCGUUUUCUUUACUCAUCCUGCUACGAUGACAAAAAGAUGAAAGAGUUUAUUCUCCAUCUGCUGGUUUUGUCACAUUGCUACUCAGUUCCUUCACUGAAAAGAGUGUGUAUACACCUGCUGGAGCAGGGCUGGCUGACCAGUGAAAAUGUUAUAGAUGUCCUUCAGUUGGCAAGGAGCUGCGAUGCACCCAGACUUUCAUUUGUUUGUGUUCAUAUGGUUGUGAAGGACUUCAAAACUAUAUCUUCCACUGAAGGCUGGAAAGUAAUGAAACGUGCCAAUCCUGCCCUUGAACAGGAGCUUGUAGAGGCUUUAGUUGAAGCAGAUUCAAGAAAACAAGAAAAGCUUAGGAAAAUGGAAGAGAAAAAGGUUUACUUGGAACUGUAUGAAGCAAUGGAAGCCCUCCUCCACAUUUGCAAGGAAGGGUGUCGGACAAUUGGACCUCGUGACAAGAUGCUGAAAGGAAGCCAGGUUGCCUGCAAUUUUCCAGCUUGUAAAGGGCUCGAAUCUUUAGUGCGUCAUUUCUCUAAUUGUAAAACUCGAGUCCCUGGUGGAUGUGUUCACUGCAAGCGUAUGUGGCAGCUUCUUGAACUGCAUUCUCGAAUGUGCAGUGAGCCUGAUUCUUGCAAGGUUCCUCUUUGCAGGCAUUUUAAGGAGAAAAUGCGGCAGCAAUGCAAGAAAGAUGAGACCAAGUGGAAGCUUUUGGUGAGCAAAGUUGUUGCAGCAAAGAUUGCUCUGGGACCAUUCUCAGCUAGUCGGUCAAGUUUCAUUAUGACCUGUUGAGCAACUUUAACUUGUAUUUUGAUUUCAAAGAAAUCAUGGUGUCUUCUGAAAAUGUACUCCCGAAACAAAAAAACAUAAUAAGGGAAAACUGAUCGGUUCUCAGUCAGAAAAACUUCAUUUUUGUAAUUUCAUGUCUUAUAUGUUUCAUUUCCUGAAGAAGUGUUUGAUUUUUAAUACCAUAUGGUACUCUAACAAAAUGCAUAAAAGACACCAACGAGGGGUUGGAUCAAGUGAUAAGCGGUUUGUUCUAGCUUAAGCAAAGUCUCGAGUUCGAGUGCUUGUGUACGCAGCAGCUCCUGUUGGGAGACUCACCCACCAUUUCUAGGUGCGCGACGCGGGUCGGGUCCGGAUUAGUCGCGGUGAAGCUUCGGAUACGGGGUGGGAAACCAAAAAAAAAAAUGCAUAAAAGACACUGCUAGGGUUCGUUUUUUCUGAUUGUGGAUGUUGAUGAACAAAUUUGCUGGCAGAUCGGCUUAAACGUCUCGAGGAAUAAUUCCUAGUGGUGAAUUAGUCUUACUG